This is a messenger RNA of Paramecium tetraurelia, 2034 nucleotides long. RefSeq lists its product as uncharacterized. The transcript is spliced from 5 exons. The record is from RefSeq and is a predicted model, not a curated record. NCBI's taxonomy places the organism in Eukaryota, Ciliophora, Oligohymenophorea, Peniculida, Parameciidae.
AUGUCGAAACUUAAAAGAGGAUUAACCAAAGAUUUUGAGAAGGAACAGGAAGAUCAGGCAUUGGCAAAGGAAGAAUUAUUUUAACCCGUUGUCUAAAUUUAUCAAGAUUACCAAUAUUUAUCUGAGGAAUAAAUCGACAUUAUCGCCAAAAUACUUCAGGUUAUUGAUUUUUUUAAGGAGAAUUGUCCUGACACUCAAACCUUAAUGGAGUUUACAAAAUUAUGCUGCCAAAACCUCAUUUACGAAUUCAUCCCAAAAGAUUCCCCUGUGUUUCACAUUGAUGAUGUUGGUGACAAAUUCUAUAUUGUUCUGAGUGGCAGGGCAGGAAUCUAUAUUAGAAGACAACCAGCAUCGAUUGAAGCCGAUGAAGCAGCUGCUUAACCAAGAAUAUUAAAGAUGCUCGAAAAGCUGCAUUUGGAAUCUGUCUCUCAAUUGUAAGGAGACGAUUUAAUGAAAUUCUAUGGUUAAGUAAUUAAAAAGUAGGCCAAACCACAAAAAGUCAUCGAUUCUGAACUAAUAUUAUUUCGAUCGGGAAACUUUGAAAAAUAUUUCACCAACCAAGGAAUCUGCAAAUUUAUGUUGGUGGCCUAAAAGCAAUCAGGAACAAUCUUCGGAGAAAUGGCAUUAACUAACGAUAAGCCCAGAACUGCCAGUAUAUUUGGCUUAACUGAUCUAAAAUUGCUAUCCUUAUCCAAGGCUAAUUUCAAGUAAGUUGGAGAAAAGGGAAUGAAAGCACUCCAAUAGAAAAUAGACUACUUUUUAAAAAUGUUUCCUCACAUGACGAAACAUAAAAUGUCCAAACUCAUUUUGUAUUUUACAUCUGCCAAAUUUCCAGCUAACUUUUUCAUUUGGAAAUAAGGAGAUGAAACAGAUGGAUUCCUACUCUUGAAAGAUGGAGAAAUGUAACUAUUGCAAAAUGUUGAAUAUCCAAAACCACCCACUCAGAACAACGUAGAUUUUACAUUGAUGUCUAUAUUCCAAAGUUCUAAACCAGAAAUCAAGGAUAUCAAGGAAACCAUCAUCUUGGCCAAUCUGACAGGAGGCUGCUUUGUUGGUGAAACAGAAGUGGUCUAAAAAAAGGAGAGAAGAGAUUAUUCAGUAAAAACAUUAACUAUUUGCAAUUGUUUUUGUCUUUCUCUAGAAGUAAAAUAUCAUUUUCAUUAUUUUGAGAAUUAUCAUAUUGUCAGGAAGACAUUUCCAGAGUUUUUCUAGGCUUUGAAUUCCCUCCAAUAAAGAAACAGCUAACUUUUCAGAAGGAGAAUAGAGGACAUUGUGAAAACUAAGAGUUGUAACUUCUAUCUUACAAAAAAGGAAGAAGCUCUGGCUGUUGAAAGGAGAUACGCAAAUGAGUUUGGCAAAGAAGAAGCUAAGCCAUUUCUGUCAUAACCUAUUCUACGCUCUACGUUUUAAUCAAAACUCUCUAAACAGCAAAUGGUUGAAUAAAAUAAAUCCAUCAUUGAUUAACACACUAAAUUAGAUGAACAAUUUGGGGAGAAAUAAGAGGAAUUUAACAUGCUCAAAUUGGCUGGAGACAAUUUCUAAAAGUGUCUUUUGAUAAGAGUUGAAAAGUAAUUUGAAUAGUUUUAACCUGCCAAACCUAAAGCCAAGACACCGUAUUUUAGUAAAUAAAACAGCAGUGUCAAAGAUCUCUUGCAGUCAGUUCGUCUUAAAUAGUUCCCUUCCUUUGCAACAAAUAGAGAUUAGUUUUCUAUUAGGCAAUCAUAUGAAGAAGAUUCUUAAUAAUUACCUUAAAUAAAAGUAGCUAAAUAACAUAUAAGAGUUGUGAAUCCGAAUAUUUCAUCUAAAGUAGAUAUCAUAAAGUCAAAUUAUUAAUCAUUUAUGAAAUCUAAAUCAAUGAGUUCUAGAUUAGACAGAUUGUCAGAAAAUCAAGUGCAAGGAUUUAUGUUGACAGAUUCUAUUAAUACAUACCAUCCCUUACAUAGUAUAUAAAGCAAAGAUGACUAAAAUAAACAUAAAAAACGAGUUAAGACACAAUCUAAAGUAGAAGCUGAUUAUUACAAAUCAAUAUUAUGA